UAUUUAAUGCACCACCCAGAAACUUCUCAGCAACAAAAACUGCAGACAACAGCAACUAAUCUGGGAAAUAUUUAGAAAAUCAACAUGACUGUGUGGUACAUCCUCAGUUUUCUUUUCAUGCAGACAUCAUUUGGACUUCAAGGUCAGCAUAUUUUACAGCAGAGUUCUAUGUGCCAAAAAGACAUUCCAGCUGGAGAUUUCGGUUUCUAUUUUGAUGGUGAGGAAAUAUUUUACGUGGACCCAGAGAGCAAAGAAGUCAGAUUUAGACUCCCAGAGAUGGAGCAAUUUUUUACCUUUGAAGCUCAAAGUGCUUUGCAUCUCCUUGCUGUCUGCAAGGAGAAUUUAGAUGUGUUAAUACAAUGGACGGAAAGGAAAUCUGGUCCAACAGUACCACCACAUGUGGAAGUGUACCCCAUACAACCAGUGCAGCUUGGAAAGCCCAACACCCUCAUAUGUUCUGCAAAUGGCCUCUUCCCUAGUGUCGUUAAUAUCACCUGGUCAAAGAAUGGAAUUCCAGUGGAGGAAGGAAUUCAGACAACAGAUUUUUACCCCAGGAAGGAAUUUACAUUUGAAAGGUUUUCAUACUUGACUUUCAUCCCAGAUGAAGAAGACAUUUACAGUUGCACUGUGGAGCACCCAGCCUUUGACAGGCCAGACACGGUGUUUUGGCCUUAUUCCUCUGGGCUUGGGGUCCAUUUUCAGUGGAGAUCUGAGGAGAAAAGCUCCACGAACACAAGAUAA
This is a messenger RNA of Protopterus annectens (West African lungfish), 741 nucleotides long. Its product is annotated as HLA class II histocompatibility antigen, DP alpha 1 chain-like. Gene Ontology annotation, cellular component: MHC class II protein complex; membrane. NCBI's taxonomy places the organism in Eukaryota, Metazoa, Chordata, Ceratodontiformes, Protopteridae. Gene Ontology annotation, biological process: peptide antigen assembly with MHC class II protein complex; immune response; positive regulation of T cell activation. The record is from RefSeq and is a predicted model, not a curated record. The transcript has 4 exons. Bases 85 to 741 code for a protein of 218 amino acids. Gene Ontology annotation, molecular function: MHC class II protein complex binding.